This is a messenger RNA of Pollicipes pollicipes, 2745 nucleotides long. RefSeq lists its product as uncharacterized. NCBI's taxonomy places the organism in Eukaryota, Metazoa, Arthropoda, Thecostraca, Pollicipedomorpha, Pollicipedidae. The record is from RefSeq and is a predicted model, not a curated record. The transcript is spliced from 16 exons. Gene Ontology annotation, molecular function: protein binding. The coding region runs from base 91 to 2745 and encodes 884 amino acids.
CGUCGUACCGCUUCGUCUCCCACGCAUCCAACAGCUUCUGUGACAACGGUGGUCGGCCUGGCGGGCCGUGAGGUUGGCCUGCCCUGUGACAUGAGCGCACCUGCAGGCGACGUUACCCUUAUCGUCCUCUGGUACACGGCACACUCAGACACACCGGUGUACAGCUAUGAUUUACGGAACCGGCUGGAGGAGAAGAGGAAGUGGCACAACACUUCGGUGUUCGGGUCGCGCGUGGACUUCGUGCCAGGUCGACGUCCCGCCGUGCUGACGCUGCGCCACAUUAGCCGCCAAGAUCAGGGCCUGUACAAGUGCCGGGUGGACUUCCAGCACUCGCGCACUCGUAACGCCCUGGUCAACCUAACCGUCAUAGUCGCUCCAGAACACGUGAGAAUAGUCGACCCUCAAGGCCGAAUACUGGACACAGUGGCGGGUACUUUCAGCGAGGGAGACAGGCUGGAGCUCAAUUGUCGAGUCAAAGGAGGCUCCCCGCGGCCCAGCGUGAUAUGGCGCUCCAGCGCCGGCGUACUCCCGGCGCAGUCUCAGCCGGAGGGUCAGGACACGGUCAGCCAGUACACGGUGCCGUCUCUGGGCCGGAGUGACCUGCACCGCAUGCUGACCUGCCUGGCCACCAACACCAACCUGACGGCGCCCGUCACCAGCUCUGUCAUGAUCGACAUGAACUGUGACGGGCUCGCUCAGACCGUGGGCUGCGCUGAUCUGAAGCGCACGGCAGCGGACAAGGACAGCGGCGACGUGUGUGGCGCUGAUCUGCAGCACACGGCAGCGGACACGGACAGCGGCGACGUGUGUGGCGCUGAUCUGCAGCACACGGCAACGGACAUAGACAGCGGCGACGUGUGUGGCGCUGAUCUGCAGCACAUAGCAGCGGACACGGACAGCGGCGACAUGUGUGGCGCUGAUCUGCAGCACACGGCAGCGGACAUGGACAGCGGCGACAUGUGUGGCGCUGAUUUGCAGCACAUAGCAGCGGACAUGGACAGCGGCGACAUGUGUGGCGCUGAUCUGCAGCGCACGGCAGUGGACAUGGACGUCGACGACACGUGCGGCGCUGAUCUCGCGCCGCUGAGCGUCUCGAUCCUGGGCAAGGGCGAGCCGUUCUCGGCAGGCCGCCAGUACCAGCUGGUGUGCCAGUGUGUCGGGUCACGACCCCCGGCUCUCCUGACCUGGUAUCUGGGCAGCGCCCGCCUGGCAGCCACUCCCGCCACGACAACGUCGCACCAGGGGAACGUGACGCUGACGACGCUGCAGUUCACGCCGCGGCCCGAGGACAACCAGAAGACCUUGUUCUGCCGCUGUCAGAAUCCCAAGGUGGACUCGGCCACACUCGAGGACUCGUGGCGGAUCGCCGUCCACUACGCCCCGGCGGCCAGCGUCACUCUCGGCAGCUCCCUCGACCCCGGCAAGAUCAAGGAAGGUGACGGCGUCUACUUCGAGUGCAGCAUCAGCGCCAACCCACCCGUCUACAAGAAAGAAUGGAAACACAAUAACCGCGUGCUGGAGCACAGUGUCCGCGAAGGCAUCAUCAUCAGCAACUACAGCCUGGUGCUGCAGGACGUCCGUCGCUCCAGCUCCGGCGUCUACACCUGCAUUGGCUUCAAUGUGGAGGGGGAUGCCGAAAGCAAUCCAAUCUUCCUCGACGUCAAGUUUGCUCCCGUGUGUCGGCCCGGUCUGCCGCGCGUCUACGGCGUGGCCAAGCGAGAGCAGGUCGCCAUCUUGUGUGACGUCACAGCCAAUCCAUCGCGCCUGCACUUCCUGUGGACGUUCAACAACACGUCCGAAAUAACAGAGCUGGAUAGCAGGCUGGUCAACAGCAGCGAGACACGCAGUAUGCUCACCUACCAGCCGAGAACUGAGAUGGAUUACGGCACCAUCUUCUGCUGGGCCACCAACGACAUCGGCAGGAUGGCCCUGCCCUGUGUCUUCCACGUCAUAGCUGCCGGCCCGCCCGACCCCUUGUACAACUGUUCCAUCUCCAACUAUACCGGCGCCACCAUCACCGUCCAGUGCCUGGAGGCGUUCGAUGGCGGGCUACUGCAGACCUUCCUGCUCAACGUAUUCUCCGACGAAAACCAUGUUGUGUACAACAAGACUUCGAUGAAGCCCCAGUGGCACGUGCAGGGCCUGAUCCCUGGUCAGCGGUACAGGAUCCACGCCGUGGCGCUGAACGCCAAGGGCAGGAGCGCUGCUGUCAUCCUACCGGCCGACACCGUCACCGGCCCCGAGAAACAGCAGGAAAACAAACAAGAUUUCACGAUCGCUGAGAUGCUUCCGGAACCAGCCGAACACUCGCCGCUGCUGGCCCUGCUGGUGGGUGGGGUCGGCUCGCUCGUGCUGCUGCUGCUGGCCGCCAUCCUGGCGGCCUUCGCGUGCCGCCGCGGUCACCGCCAGGGUGCGCCAACAAGUCGGCUGCACCUGACGACGCCGGUCGACCUGGACAGCGGCGACACGAGGGGUUCAGACGUGUCGCCUGGUCCCAACGGGCCGGCGUACCGGGUGUACCGGAUCCCACGCGACAUCCCUGCGCUGCCAGCCCGGGCGCGGGAGCCGGCGGCGGCAGGAGCCGGACCCCGACCGGCUGGCCACAUGACGCUGCGCACCUUCCACAGCGCCGCGCCCGGCGCUCCCGGCGCCGCGAGAGUGCCGAUGUACACGUUCGUGUGUGUAUGCUUGUGCUCGGAACAGCGCUAUGUAGUGCGUGGACUGUAUCGGCAUUCCAACUGUUAA